CGCGGAGGCGGGGGGAGGGGGAGCUGCUAAGUGCUGCGGAGGGAGGAGAGGGAAGCGGACCCCGCCCCCUUCCCCCACGCCAAUGCCCGAGCUCCACGCACCUCUCUACCCAGCCCUCUGCCCUGCCUCUGUCACAGGGUCCCAUUUGCCUCUCUGGGGUCCCCCGGCCACCUCAGAGUCCCCAUCCCCACCCCUUUCCCGCCGUUCCCGUCUUCAGCUCGCCGCACUCGGGUUCACUGCCCCUCGACCCCCCCCACCACCACCAAGGGACGAGGAGUGCCGCACGCACUCCCUGCCUUGCGCAGACGCAGCCGUCCGCGAGCCCUCGGGGACUACAUUUCCCGGCGGGCCCCGCGCCCUCCCCGCGGUCAGCUGACCGGUCUCGUGAUCCCCGGAUCGUCAAGGGGGUUCGGCUGGAGGAGGAGAGGUGACUGCCCCCCGGGCCGCUGCCGAUCUCCAACCAAGCGGAGCCAAAAUGUCCCCGGAAUCUAAAAAGCUUUUCAACAUCGUUAUCUUAGGAGUUGCCUUUAUGUUUAUGUUCACCGCCUUUCAAACUUGUGGAAAUGUGGCGCAAACUGUCAUCAGGAGCUUAAAUAGCACAGAUUUCCAUGGCAGUGGAUACACCAGCUUGGCAAUUAUUUACGGCGUGUUCUCUGCUUCAAAUUUGAUCACUCCAUCCGUGGUUGCCAUCGUAGGACCUCAAAUUUCUAUGUUCAUUAGUGGCUUGUUUUACAGCAUGUACAUUGCCGUUUUUAUCCAGCCUUUCCCAUGGUCCUUCUACACUGCAUCUGUGUUCAUUGGAAUUGCAGCUGCUGUGCUUUGGACAGCACAAGGAAACUGCCUGACCAUAAAUUCCGAUGAGCACACAAUCGGGAGAAACAGCGGGAUUUUCUGGGCACUCUUACAGUCUAGCUUGUUCUUUGGAAAUCUCUACAUAUAUUUUGCCUGGCAAGGGAAAACUCAAAUUUCAGAGAAUGACCGAAGGACAGUGUUCAUUGCCCUGACGGUGAUAAGCCUCGUGGGGACAGUUCUGUUCUUUCUCAUUCGGAAACCGGACCCUGAGAAUGUCCUUGGAGAAGAAGAGUCUUGCGAUGACCAGGACAUGGAAGCCCCUGAGUCUGCCCAGAACAACGUGACAAAGGCAGUAGACGCAUUCAAAAAGUCUCUGAAGUUAUGUGUCACCAAGGAGAUGCUCCUUCUGAGCGUUACGACUGCCUACACAGGUCUGGAGCUCACAUUCUUCUCUGGGGUAUACGGGACCUGUAUUGGGGCCAUAAACAAAUUUGGGACAGAAGAGAAAAGCCUCAUCGGACUCUCUGGAAUUUUCAUCGGCAUUGGAGAAAUUUUAGGUGGAAGCCUCUUCGGCCUGCUGAGCAAGAGUAGUCGCUUUGGGAGAAAUCCAGUCGUGCUGCUGGGCACCCUGGUGCACUUCGUAGCCUUCUACCUGAUCUUUCUCAACAUGCCUGGCGAUGCCCCCAUUGCCCCCAUGGAAGGGACUAACAGCAUUGCGUACAUCAGGCCCAGCAAAGAAGUUGCCAUUCUCUGCAGUUUCCUGCUGGGUCUGGGGGACAGCUGCUUCAACACCCAGCUGCUUAGCAUUUUGGGUUUUCUCUACUCAGAAGACAGUGCUCCAGCCUUCGCAGUCUUCAAGUUUGUUCAGUCGAUCUGCGCAGCUGUGGCUUUUUUCUACAGCAACUACCUCCUCCUGCACUGGCAGCUCCUGGUCAUGGUGGUAUUUGGGUUCUUUGGAACCAUCUCUUUCUUCACUGUGGAGUGGGACGCCGCUGCCAUUGUGGCCCGAGGCUCUGACUACCGAAGUAUUUGAUGAGGCCCACAUCUCCGGGAAACACAUCUGGUCACAUCGCAGAGCUGGUUCGAGCGGCUGCCCGUUAUAACCGUUGAAUGACGUUGAGUCUGGCGGAGUUGGUGUUUACGGAUCCUCACGGUUGAGAGUUAGAGAACAAGGGAAGCCUGUCUCAGCUAUAACCCUCGGGUGUUUGGCCACCCACCUUCCUCGGCUUCUUACAAUCAUGUCCCUCUUCCUCAUGGGAAGAGUCUGCCUUGAACGCCAUGUGUCACUCAGGACUCUUGCUAGCUAUGGAGUAUGUUUCACUACAUAGGAUCAGGAAGCAGAAGCCACUCCACGUGUGGAUCUGGAAAGUGAGGGUGCUGAGACGCCGUUGUUGUGAGAUAGGGUCUCACUGUGUAGCCCAGGCUGGCCUUGGACUUGUCGCCCACCCCCUCCCCACCCCCACCUCCAGUGUUGAGUUAGAGAGUGCGCAACGCACGAUUUGAAGUGCACCCGUCUUUUGAGAUGGGGUCUUGACAUGCAGCCUUGGCUGGCCUGGACUCUGUACCCUAGACAAUGCUCCUGCCUUUGUCUCUAGAAUGCUGGGACAGCGAGAAUCCGCCACCGCACUCUCGUGAGACUUCAGCUUCUCCUGAAAUGCUUUGUUGAACAAGUCCUCUUCCUCUGCCAUUCCUGCCAAGGAGCGGCCAGUUCCAUGUCAUGAAAUGAAGUAAAGACUGUCGUUUGUCGAUUAAUAAAAGCAUAUUUAGAGAA
Molecule: messenger RNA, 2563 nt
Organism: Mesocricetus auratus (golden hamster)
Lineage: Eukaryota; Metazoa; Chordata; Mammalia; Rodentia; Cricetidae
Gene: Mfsd11
Product: major facilitator superfamily domain containing 11
Exons: 14
Coding region: 476-1825 (449 amino acids)
Source: RefSeq, a predicted model, not a curated record